Messenger RNA from Cyclopterus lumpus (lumpfish), 1049 nucleotides. Its product is annotated as glyceraldehyde-3-phosphate dehydrogenase-like. Gene Ontology annotation, molecular function: oxidoreductase activity, acting on the aldehyde or oxo group of donors, NAD or NADP as acceptor; NAD binding; NADP binding. Gene Ontology annotation, biological process: glucose metabolic process. NCBI's taxonomy places the organism in Eukaryota, Metazoa, Chordata, Actinopteri, Perciformes, Cyclopteridae. The record is from RefSeq and is a predicted model, not a curated record.
AACAUAUCAGACAAAAUGGUGAAGAUUGGAAUCAACGGAUUCGGACGUAUCGGCCGUCUGGUGACCCGAGCCGCCGGCGCAGGGGGCAAAGUGGAGGUGGUGGCCAUCAACGACCCCUUCAUCGACCUGGAAUACAUGGUCUACAUGUUCAAGUACGACUCCACCCACGGCGUGUGGAAGCACGGAGAGGUGAAGGCCGAGGACGGCAAGCUGGUCAUCGGCGGCAUGCACAUCACGGUCUUCCACGAGAAGGACCCCGCCAACAUCAAGUGGAGCGACGCCGGCGCCGACUACGUCGUGGAGUCCACCGGUGUGUUCACCACCAUCGAGAAAGCCUCCGCUCACCUGAAGGGCGGAGCCAAGAGGGUGGUGAUCUCCGCCCCCAGCGCCGACGCCCCCAUGUUCGUCAUGGGCGUCAACCACGAGAAGUACGACAACUCCAUGAAGGUCGUGAGCAACGCCUCCUGCACCACCAACUGCCUGGCGCCCAUCGCCAAGGUCAUCAACGACAACUUCGGCAUCGUGGAGGGCCUCAUGAGCACCGUCCACGCCAUCACCGCCACCCAGAAGACCGUGGACGGACCCUCCGGCAAGCUGUGGAGGGACGGACGCGGCGUCCAGAACAUCAUCCCCGCCUCCACCGGCGCCGCCAAGGCCGUGGGCAAGGUCGUCCCCGAGCUCAACGGCAAACUGACCGGCAUGGCUUUCCGCGUGCCGACCCCCAACGUGUCCGUGGUUGACCUGACGGUCCGCCUGGAGAAGCCCGCCAAGUACGACGACAUCAAGAAGGUGAUCAAGGCCGCCGCCGACGGACCCAUGAAGGGAAUCCUGGGCUACACGGAGGACCAGGUCGUGUCCACAGACUUCAACGGCGACACUCGCUCCUCCAUCUUCGACGCCGGCGCCGGCAUCGCCCUCAACGAGCACUUCGUGAAGCUGGUUUCAUGGUACGACAACGAGUUCGCCUACAGCCACCGCGUGUGCGACCUCGUCCUGCACAUGUGCUCCAAGGAGUGAAGCGCCGCUUCCUUCCCUCGACCCCCGCUCGC